Messenger RNA from Ilex paraguariensis (yerba mate), 1798 nucleotides. NCBI's taxonomy places the organism in Eukaryota, Viridiplantae, Streptophyta, Magnoliopsida, Aquifoliales, Aquifoliaceae. The record is from the annotation of a GenBank genome assembly.
GUAGGAGUUUUGCUAUUAUCUGUUGAUACUCGACCAGGAAGGGUUGAUUACAAAUUAUUCUGUGAAAUACUGAUGCAAGCAGAUGACUAUCUAUGAGCAAGAUCCUGAUGUUGUACGGUGGGGUCUUCACCUUCUAGACAUUUGCUCAUUUACUGAUGCUGGUUCUCCUGGCAUUGUUACCUGUUAUGACGAGGACUUAUCCCAAGUUGAGUACGUCAAAGAAGAUUAUUGCGAGGCAAAGCACACUAAUGUGGACAAUGAUGAGAUAAUUGCACAUGCUUUUCAAGAAGAACUAUCACGAAUUGCUGCUGCAGAGGCAUCUGGAUCUUCAAUUGCUGGGGAAGAAAAUCAGCAAGUAUCCAUCCUUGCUCAGGAUUGGCCUGACCUUUUGGAAGGACAUUCUGUCUAUGGACAUGAGAGCAGCCAGGAAGAGGGAGGGGAAGGUUUAUGUCCUAGCCCAGGAGAAAAAUCUGAUGAUGGGGUAGACCAUUUGGGUUCACCAGAGAUAGCAGAUGAGUGUACUAUUGAUGGUGAAGUGGGCAAGAGGUUGAAUCAGAUGGUUCCAGUUCCUCAUGUUCCUCGAAUUAAUGGAGAAAUACCUUCAGUUGAUGAAGCAACAUCAGAUCAUCAAAGGCUGCUAGAUAGGUUGCAGUUAUAUGACCUGGUUGAACUAAAAAUGUCAGGUGAUGGUAAUUGUCAGUUUCGUUCAUUGUCUGAUCAAGUCUAUCGAACUGCCGAUCACCACAAAUUUGUGAGAGAACAAAUUGUUUAUCAGCUAAAGUCUCAUCCAGAGCUGUAUGAAGGUUAUGUUCCCAUGGCUUAUGAUGACUAUUUGACAAAAAUCAGCAAGACUGGUGAAUGGGGUGAUCAUGUCACAUUGCAGGCAGCUGCUGAUACGUUUGGUGUUAAGAUAUUUGUCAUAACAUCGUUCAAGGAUACUUGUUACAUUGAGAUUCUUCCACACAUUCAGAAGUCAAACAGAGUUAUUUGCUUGAGCUUUUGGGCAGAGGUGCACUAUAACUCAAUUUAUCCACAAGGAGAUUUUCCUGCUUCAGAGACUACUAAAAAGAAGACGUGGUGGGACUGGAUUGCGAGUUAGUAUUCAUAGCACAAGUCUGUUGGGGUUUGGAACAGUUUUGACACUUAAUAACUCUUGUCUCUGGAAGAAGGUUCAGUGUUGGCCUCUAUGCUAUCUGGCCCGUCUCAAAGUGGAUUUUUCUCUGCAGAUAUCAUUUCAUGGUGGUCCAAAUCAUUGAGAAAGCGGUAGCUCUUCCUCUGCUGAUGCAUAUGCGUGUAGGCUUUACUUGUACAUAUCAAAUUUCCUACGUUAUUUUCGUUAUAUUAAGACUUCUAUUCUUUUUGUAUAUAUUUUUUUGUCGUAAUAGUUUUUUGUCACCUUCUGUAAUGUUUUGUAGGCCUUUGGUUGUUGCUGCUAUAAUAACUAACUUAUGGGAUGCAAACUUUAUCUAUUCUAUUUUCGCAAUUUGACAUUUCCACACGCCCAAUUUGAAGUCGAGAUUAUUGCCCAUUACCUGUUUUACUCAAACCUGGGAACAGAAGAAAAGAGCAAAAAACAGGGGGAAUAUAUGUUUAUUUUCGCUUCUCUCUGUCUCUCUCUGUAUAAAGCUUGGGGGUAAACUGGUAAGACUGUAUUAUCGUUAUCGUUGUUUCUUUUAUACUGAUAAAGGGUGUCAGUGAAAUUUAUGAGAAUACAAGAGAUCCCAUUGAAAGAUAAGGUAAUCUACAUGUGAUGUGGGUGAAAUUUUCCCAAAGAAAUAGAUAGUUAAACAUGAGGGAU